CGGGGCUGGACGUCCAUGCAUUUCGUAACUCAAACGGGGAAAUUAGGGUGCGUAAGGCUCUUGUUGGAUCAUGGCGCCGAUAUGUUCGCAAAGACGAACAAUGGCGACACACCCCUAGGACAAGCUAGGAAAAACCACCACGAAGAAUUAGUGGCGCUACUGGAGAAAGAAGCGGCCGACAUCGAGUUGAGGGGAAUUCGGGAGACAGGUCUCCUCCAAACCAUCACCGAGCUGAAGGUGGAGAACGAGAAACUGACCGAUGUCAUCAAAAACCAGCGCGACGCACGGGAGGCGCGCACGAAGGCUAUAGUGGCCUCGAAGAGGGAGCAUCUGCGGGAAAUAGACCGCUUGAAGUUCAUCAUCAACAACUACGGGCGGAUGCUGGCGGAACACGGAUGCAACGCGAGUGUGCGCGUGACUGCAUUGGAAGGUCCAGUGAGUUGUGCGCACACGUCGGAUGUAUCGGAUACGGAGCUGGCGGAGUUCAAGAAUCUACCGCUGGAGCGGAGGCUCUCGAGGCGUUCGACCCGAUCGUCAGUGUCGAGCAAGACGGAUCUCUCGGUAGACAGGGCGAUGGCCGUGAACCAGGACUCGGCGCCGUCAUCGCAAGCGGACUUGGGGCUGACGUGGUAG
Messenger RNA from Sphaeroforma arctica JP610, 633 nucleotides. RefSeq lists its product as hypothetical. The annotation marks the transcript as partial. Lineage: Eukaryota; Ichthyosporea; Ichthyophonida. Gene Ontology annotation, molecular function: protein binding. The transcript is spliced from 2 exons. The record is from RefSeq and is a predicted model, not a curated record.